Messenger RNA from Brassica oleracea var. oleracea, 2178 nucleotides. RefSeq names its product protein downstream neighbor of Son-like. Bases 239 to 2020 code for a protein of 593 amino acids. Gene Ontology annotation, cellular component: nucleus. The transcript is spliced from 15 exons. The record is from RefSeq and is a predicted model, not a curated record. Gene Ontology annotation, biological process: nuclear DNA replication. NCBI's taxonomy places the organism in Eukaryota, Viridiplantae, Streptophyta, Magnoliopsida, Brassicales, Brassicaceae.
UUUCACGCGCCUUCCUCUUCCCUCCCACUUCACUUUCCCCCAAAAUUAAAAGAAUUAAAGAAAAACCUAAAGCCCAUCACUUCGCCGUGGAAACAAACUCACACCACCACGAGCUCGUCAUCGAUUAUCUCUUUCGCCACGCCGCUGGGUUUCGAUGUUUGCUACAUCGCAAAGACAUUAAUCAUCGAGCGUGUUUGAAUAGGUAAAAGAUCAAUCAAACGAACACCAGAUUCUGGAAAUGACGAAAGUCGUUGCUCCUGGUACUUCUCUUCAAAUGAACGGGGUGUCCAAAGCUAAGCGCAAGACCCCCGCGGAACUAAGAGGAGAGCAACUGAAGCGGACUUGUUUUGUUGACCAAGUUAAAGAGUCUUUUGACGCAUUGCGUCCUUGCCAAAGUACUGAGAAGGGAAAUGGGCUUAAGAAUCCCAAGUACAUUGAGAUGCGUAUGAAUGAGCUAUACGCUGUCAAAAAGGCUCGGCCUUGGAUGCCAUCUGGCAAAGAAAACUCUAAGGAAAAUGGUGUGAAAGAGCAGUCCAGCAACCUAUUCAAUGUUUCUUUACUCUCAAAUGUUGUUGCCAUCAAAAGACAACAACAUACUCGCAGCGAGGACAAAAAUGCUUCUACUGGAGUUUCUGAUGAUACUAACACUAAAGCUCGUCAAGCAAAUGAGGGAUGCAGCCAGUGCAUAUUUCGCAGUGUCACGGAACUUUCAACAAGGGGUGAAGAGUUAUCCUGCUUGCCAGAUAUUGAUAUGACCAAAGCACUGAAAGGACUUGCCACUUCCGUACAAUUGCCAAUUUAUCCUGGUGACAUAAGUGAGAAAUCUGAUACUGCUUCAUUACGUGGAAAUUUCGUGCCUGAGUUUCUCGUUUCUGGGCGAGAGAUUCCUCUGGAUCUUUCCAUAAAGACUUAUGUUCGACUUGUUUCCUCCUCUCCAUUAAAUUGGUUACAUAGGUCAAUUAUGAGUAGCACUUACAAUGGUAUGCCACAGUUAAACGAAGAUAACAGUAGUGGUUCUGGCUCAGAUGUGGUUUGCCAGGUGUUAAAUUCCAUGUCACUGCACUCAUGGGUUUACCCCCAGUCUACCUUGCCAUCUUCUAUGAUUUCAGCAUAUAUAAAUUCUGGACCAGGCAGAGGCGAAGGUGAUUUCUUACAACAGCGACAAUUAGCAUGGGAAGAUGCUUUUCGAAGUCUAUAUUUUAAGUUCCGGAAGAAUUUCUGCAAAAUAUUUUAUGUUUGUACUUCACAGUUUGUGGUAUUGUUCACUGGAAGCUGUGAGCCAGGAGGGGUCAAACGCUCAUGCAAAGCCUAUAUCACUCAGUCAACUAGAAGAUUGAGAGCCAUGCUUAAAGACCUUGACAUAUGCUACACUAUGCCUCUUUGCAAAACUAAAAUGGAAGACACCACUGUUGAAGAUCUUGCUGAACUUUCAGAGAUAGAGAAUCAUAACCUUGGCCAGAUGCAGACUCGUCGUUUGCGUUCCGCCUCAAACAUAGAUAACACUCCAGAAUCUUUCUUGGCUUUUGAGGGAAAUGAGAGCGUACAUGGAUUGUAUGAUCUUCUGCUAAAUUAUAGGUCUUCUUUGAGUUUUCUUCUCACCGCAGACGUUCCUGUAUUAUAUUCACCUGUACCGUUUCAGAAUGCUGCAAUGUCUUCUCCUAAGAUCGACUGCAAGGAGAUGGUAACAGCAGAAUCUACAAGUUGCUAUAUCGUCGAGACUAAGGGUGAAUGCAUCCCGCCAUGGAUUAUUAGCAAUAUUUGUGCACACGUGAUUGCUAAUGGACAGAACUUUGAAGCCAGCUUUGUGACCGAGCCAACAUCAGUUAGCUUAAACAUGGGUCUACCACAACUCCCAGAUAAGGUUCAGCCUGAGUCUCCAAUCACUGAAGGCACAGGAGAAACUAACGAUGCUGUGUCUGACAUUCCCGGAACAGUGAUCUCCCCUCAGCUGCGAUCAGGUCAUCUAAAGAACUUAAAGUAUUACAACAACUCUUACACUGUUUCACUGUCUCCCUCGUGAGAUCUGUAUUUGCUUCGAAUCCUCUCUUUCAGGUUCUCAUCGUUAUAUGUAUGACCCCAAAGUCAAAUUAUCAACUUAAUGUUUAUUUUAAUGUGCUAUUUAGCUGGACAUAUCCUGAAACAUAUUUGAUGCAGUGUAUGAGAAGCCUUUUGGUUUGA